Messenger RNA from Elephantulus edwardii (Cape elephant shrew), 780 nucleotides. Its product is annotated as ferritin light chain-like. The coding region runs from base 1 to 780 and encodes 259 amino acids. Lineage: Eukaryota; Metazoa; Chordata; Mammalia; Macroscelidea; Macroscelididae. The record is from RefSeq and is a predicted model, not a curated record. Gene Ontology annotation, cellular component: cytoplasm. The transcript is spliced from 3 exons. Gene Ontology annotation, molecular function: ferric iron binding; ferrous iron binding. Gene Ontology annotation, biological process: iron ion transport; intracellular iron ion homeostasis.
AUGAGCUCUCAGAUCCGUCAAAAUUAUUCCGCCGAAGCAGAAGCUGGCGUCAACCGUCUGGUUAACCUGCACCUGCGGGCCUCUUAUACCUUCCUUUCUCUGGGUUUUUAUUUUGACCACGAUGAUGUGGCCUUGGAAGGCGUGGGGCACUUCUUCCACGAGUUGGCGAGUGAGAAGCGGGAGGGUGCCGAGCGGCUCUUGAAGUUGCAAAACCAGCGCAGCGGGCGAGUCCUCUUCCAAGAUAUCCAGAAGCCAUCCCAGGAUGAGUGGGGUCAAACCCUGGAUGCCAUGCAAGCAGCGCUGGCCUUGGAGAAGAACCUAAACCAGGCCCUUCUGGAUCUGCAAGCCGUGGGUUCCGCCCACACUGACCCCCAUCUCUGUGACUUUCUGGAGAAUCACUUCCUGGACGAGGAAGUGAAACUGCUGAAGAAGAUGGGGCCGCAUGCCCAAGGGCCCAACCAGUAUAGCCUCUGCCUUGGGGCCUGUUACUUGGAGGCGUGUCAGAAGCUAUUGUGGGAGUCCUCUGCUUUGCCUGGUCUUAUCUUGAGCCUGCACCGCUUCUGGUCCUGUGUCUGCCGGAGGCGGCAGGUCCCUCUGCUCCUCCCCAACCGGCAUAGUCUCCGCCUUGGGGCCUGUUACCUGGAGGCGUGUCAGAAGCUAUUGUGGGAGUCCUCUGCUUUGCCUGGUCUGGGCUUGAGCCUGCGCGGCUUCUGGUCCUGCGUCUGCCAGAGGCGGCAGGUCCCUCGAGGCAGCAUAUUAAUUAUAGUGUUGUACAAUUAG